This is a messenger RNA of Impatiens glandulifera, 2654 nucleotides long. Its product is annotated as pentatricopeptide repeat-containing protein At4g32450, mitochondrial-like. The coding region runs from base 364 to 2256 and encodes 630 amino acids. The record is from RefSeq and is a predicted model, not a curated record. Lineage: Eukaryota; Viridiplantae; Streptophyta; Magnoliopsida; Ericales; Balsaminaceae. Gene Ontology annotation, molecular function: zinc ion binding; RNA binding; protein binding. Gene Ontology annotation, biological process: RNA modification. The transcript is spliced from 3 exons.
AACACAACCUUGGUGGUUUAAGAUCAUCGUCAUCUCCACCCAUAAAUCUUCGUCAAAGCCCAGUACCCUUGUAAGGCUAAACCCACCUCAUUUCUUUUCUUCUUCUUCAUUCUUAGGACCGCGGCAGACCCACGGAAGUCGGCACAGUCGACAAUCGAUAGGCGGUAGCACAAAUCAACCUCGCGGUCCUCACCAGUCACCUCAGGUAGUCUUCCCUGAUCUCCAUCCAGUGUUCCAGCCGUCGUGCAGUCCAGUUCAGCCUUCAAGGUUUUUAUCAUAAAAGCUGUUCCUUACAAAAUAAACUCUAUUUGUUGGAGGCCUUUCUCUCAACAAUCAGAGUUAGGCUGGAGACCUAAGUAGGCGAUGUACAGAAGGAGAUCUGCGCUUCUCCCUUUCAACUCUCUAAGAGCUUUGUAUAAGGUACAAAGUCAUCGCAAUCCUUUCAGAACCGUUAUUUUUAGUAAGAGCCACAGUACUGCUGCAGAAAGAUUGGACUUUUAUGCCACUAAUGGCACUGAAGACUCCCUUAGAUAUCAGCAAAGCCCAGGUGGGUUUAUAAGCAAUGACCAAAAAGAUGUGGAAUUUCCACAAAAAUCUGACGGGAUUAGUCAAAAUUGGAAUCCUGUGCAAAAUUCAAAUAGAUUCCAACAGAAUCAGCCAUCACAUAUUAGUGCCAUUAAUGGUUGGGGCAAUUCUGUACAAACAGGACAAAGCGCAUAUAAUCGCUUAGGAAGCACUAAUGAUUCUCAAAGAAACACGAGUAACCAUUAUGUGGACAAUAAUUAUACAACUCAACAAAGGUUUGCAAGCCAACCAGAAGGAAACUCAUCUCAUCAGAAUUUCUAUUACUCCAACAGCGUAGACAAAGGUGUGCCUCAGGUAACUUCUAAUAAUCAUUUUGGAACUCCCACGAUGUCUCAGCACGAUCAUCAUUCAUUAAAAACUUUGAGUAUGCCUCAGCAAGCUUCGACAUUCAAUAACAAUUCUAAUACUAACGGUUAUACAUUGGAAAAUGAUAAUAUGGCGAUGGCUAGGCAAGAUUCACAUGAGAAUGAAAUUAAUGGAACCAUUGAAGAGCUCGAUCAUUUUUGCAAGGAGGGGAAGCUAAAGGAAGCCAUUGAAGUCUUGGAAUUAUUAAAGAAACAGAACAUCCAGGUGGACUUGCCAAGAUAUUUCAUGUUGAUGGAAGAGUGUGGGAGGUUUGAAGCAUUGGAAGAGUCUAAAUACAUUCAUGAACAUAUUAUGCAAUCGAUAUCAGAUCCUGAACUCGGCACCUAUAAUAAAAUUCUAGAGAUGUAUGGAAAAUGCAGUUCCAUGGAUGAUGCAUAUUCACUGUUCAAAGAAAUGCCACACCGCAAUUUGACUUCCUGGGACACCAUGAUAACAUGGUUUGCAAGAAAUGGACAUGGGGAGGAAGCAAUUGAAUUGUUCAGCCAGUUCAAAAAUUCUGGACUAAAACCAGAUGGUCAAAUGUUUAUGGGUGUCUUCUCUGCUUGUGCUGUAACUGGGGACAUGACUGAGGGAUUACUCCACUUUCAAUCAAUUACAAAAGAUUACGGAAUCAUUCCAUCCUUAGAGCAUUAUAAAAGUGUGGUAAGCAUGCUCGGAAGUGCAGGAUAUCUUGACGAGGCAUUGGAGUUCAUCGAGAAAAUGCCUAUAGAACCGAGCAUUGAAGUUUGGGAAACCUUAAUGACCUGUUCACGAGUUUAUGGAAAUGUUGAGCUGGGGGAUCGUUGUAUGGAGCUUGUCCAGCUUAUGAACUCUUCUUUUCUGAAUGAACAAGCAAAAUCAGGCCUCAUACCAGCUAAAGCAUUGGAUAUUGUUAAGGAGAAAGAGAAGAAGAAAUUAGCAGCAGAAAAAGUACUUUCUUACAGGAGUGGUUGUAAGGAGUAUAGAGCUGGAGAUAAAUCAGAUCCUGAGCAUGAAAAACUAUAUGCACAGCUUAGAGGAUUGAGGGAACAAAUGAAAGACUUGGGUUAUGUGGCUGAAACUAGAUUUGUUCUUCAUGACGUGGAUCAAGAAAGUAAAGAGGACGCACUUCUUGCUCACAGCGAGAGACUUGCUAUUUCUCAUGGUUUAUUGAGUAGCCCUGUUCGUCAGCAGAUUCGUAUAAUUAAGAAUCUCAGGGUCUGUGGGGACUGCCAUAAUGCACUUAAAAUUAUUUCGAAGAUUGUUGGUAGAAAAUUCAUUAUUAGAGAUGCAAAGAGAUUUCAUCAUUUCGAAGAUGGGUUAUGUUCUUGUCGAGAUUACUGGUGAAACGCCUAAAUAUUGCAGCCUUUACAGUCGUAGGUUAAGAGAUGUUGCUGCUAAUGGUGCUGCAUCCAAGGGAAAUGCAUUGCCAAGUUGUUUUCGUAUCAAUUGGCUUGUUGGAUCCCUGUAAAGUUAUGACUCGAUCUUGCAAACCCGAUCUUCCAAAUUGAUAAUUGUUCGUGGAAACCUACUCUUCAAGCAAUAUCAAAACACAUUACAAUUUUUGGGUGAUGAUGGCUUUGACCCAUCUCUAUUAGGGUGCUUUCUAUCCCUUGUGGUCCUAGUGUUCAAAAAGGAUUCAAUUUUGCAAUUUAAAAAACUGUUUCUUUUAACUGUGUUUUAGGUUUGAAAUUGUGUUUAUUAUGCAAAUUAGAGCUUUAAUUACAAUGUUGCAUAAUGAUGAU